AUGAAAAACGGAAAAAGUUCAUAUAAAAUAGAUACAAAUACGAAAGAAAAAAAAGUAAACAACAUUUGUGAUAAUGAAUUAUGUGAAAUAUUAUCAUCAGAUGAAAGUAAUGAAUUUAUUUAUGAAAAAAAUGAUGAUUUUAUAGUUGUAGAACUUAUUUCUUAUAUUUGUGGUAAUUCCAAAAUAUUGUCUUUUUAUCCAUGUACAAAUAAUAAUUCAGAAAAAAAUAAAUAUCUAUAUCAUUUUUAUAAAAAAAAAAAAGUCAAACUAUAUUUAUGUUUAAAUACAAAAAACAAUGAAAUAUAUAUAUAUCAAGUUCAAAGGAAAUAUGUAGAAAACAAAAAGACAGACAACCCCAAUGAUACUAUAAAUAAAACAUUUUUAUAUGCACAGAAACCCGAUAAGAGUGAAAAAAAUAAUCUAAAUAAUAGCAAACAAAUAAAGAAGGAGAAUAAAGUUAGCUCGACGAACUUGGAAAAAAAAAUAUGUAUCACAAAAUUAUUUGAUAGUGUAAGUUGCAGUUAUGAUAUAUCCACUAUUGAAUAUUCCAAAUUAGAAAAUACGGAUACUCAAAUUUUAGAUAGUUUAAAAAGUAUACUAGAAAAAAAACUUAAAAAAAAUCAAACUAAGAUUGAACAUGAUAUUGAUUCACAAAGGGAACAAAAAAAGUUAAUAGUAGAUGAAUUAGAUUAUAAAAAUAGUAUCAAUACGAAAUCAGAGAAUAAUCAAGACAAAAACAAUAUAAAUAAUAAAGAAAUAAAAUUGUUAUAUCUGAAUUUCCACGAGCCGGCUCACAUAUUUAUGAACCAUUUCUUCAGGAUCAAUCAAGAUGAUGAGGAAAAUUCUGUGAAAGAAAUAACCGGAUUUCUCAAGGACGAAAAAUAUGAAUAUAUAGAAAAGGAGCAUCUAAAAAAAUCAAAACGAAAAAAAUAUUCAUCCAUAUUUGGAAAAAUUAAAAACGAAAUAUUUCCAUGUAAUAAAUUAGAAAAUUAUCAAAGUGAUAUAAGUAUAUGUAGCACCAAUUUAUUUUUUAGUGACACCGAAGUAAUAACUAAGGAAAAUGGUAAAGAAGUGAAAGAAGAGGAUGGAAAAAAAGAGGAAGAUAAAUAUAAAAAAAAAAAAAAAAAAAAUAAUUUUAUUCCAUUAAAAAGAAAUAAUUUAAAAAUAAAAUGGUUACUAUUAAAUUUAAAUUUAAAAAAAGAAGAAGAAGCUUUAAUACAAAAGUAUGUAAUGUUUAAAAAAACGAGUUUACAAAAAAUGGCAAAAGAAUUAUAUGAUAAUGAUACUUGGACAUAUCAAAGUACAAAUAAAUCUUUUCGAAAAAAAAAAAAAAAAAAUACCUCAGAAAAUAAUGGAAGUAUAAAAUUACCUGAUAAGACACAAGAUAAAGAAAAGGAAAAUGAAUCAACAAUUAUAUUUGACAAUAGCACACAACAAGAUCCAAAUAGUGUAACAUCAGAUGUUUCAUCUAAGCAUAUGCUAGAGCAUAAAGAAGAUGAAAUAAAUAAAACAAAAUACAGCAGUAGUAAUAGUAAUGAUAGUAGAAUAGAUAUUGACAAUAUGUACGACCAUAAUAAUAGUGAUCAAGUUUACAUUUUGAAUAAUCAAACUAAUGUAAAUGAAGUAGAGAGUUAUGAAAAAAAAAAUAUAAUACAAACUAUUGAGAAUAAUGUUGUUGAAGUUGAAAAAGAAACAAAUAUAAAAAUAAGUACAAAACAUCAAUUAGAAGAAUAUCCAAAUAAUUUUCAUGACCAGUCUGUUUGCUACUCAGAAGUUAAUGUGUUAGAAACAAAUUGUUUUGAAAAACAAACUUUAAAAAAAAGAAAAAUUGAAAAAGAUCAACUAUAUUGUGAUUAUAAUAAUAAUAAUGGUUGUCUUGAUUUUGAAUAUUUAGUAAAAAAUGGAAAAAACAAUUUAACUAUUUCAGAGAGUACAAAGUAUAUAACAUAUGUCGAAUGUAAUGAUGCACGAAAUUCCAAUAGCGGAUCAAACCAUAGCACUGAUUCUUCAUGUGAUAAGAAAAAUAAUGAAUUUGUUGAAGAGAUAGUUAUUGAAAAAACAAAGUAUACCCAAUUUAAUAAUUGUGAGAAGGAAAUAAUGAAUGGAGAUGUGGUAGACAUAAAUUUGGCAAAUCAAAAUGGAACUAAUGGAAUGGAAGAAGAUGAAAAUUCUGAAAGUAGUGAGUAUAAUGAAAAAGAAGAGAACCAAAAUGGGAAAUGCUUUUUUUUAGAUAAGAAAGUAAAUAAUGUUUUAGAUAUUAUAAAAAUAAUAUAUACAAAUAGUGUAUAUGUAAAAUAUUCUGAAAAUCUUAAGUUAUAUAUAGGAUUAUAUAAAAAUUACACAAAUAUUGAAAAAACAAAAUUAGAAUUUUUGGAAAUAGAAAAAAAUAUUGAUAUAAAAAUAUUAAAUUGGUAUAUAAAUGAGAAAAUGGUAGAAAAAAAAAAUGUAUGGCAAUUAAAUAAUUAUAAAAUUGAUGAUUGUAGUUUAUUUCGUUUAAAUAAAUUUAAAUAUAUAGAUGAUUCAAUUAUAGACUUUUUUAACAACUAUAUUUAUUUUUAUAUAUUGAACAGAAAUAAUAAUGAUGGGUGUAAAAUUGAAAAUGAUAAAAAAAAUGAUAUAUAUAUUUUUAAUACAUUUUUUUAUAAAAAAAUUGAAUUAUAUGAUGAUAUAUCAAAAGCUUACCUUAAUACAAUCAGAUGGAUUAAAAAAUUAAAUAAAAAAAUUUAUGAAUAUAAAUAUGUGUUUAUUCCAAUAAACAUUAAUAAUACCCAUUGGUCUUUAGUCCUUAUUUAUUUUCCUUUCAGUGAUUCAAAUCGGGAUAAAAACACGGACCACCCAUCUAAUACUAUUAAUGAUGAUGAAAAGUAUAAAAAAGUGAAUAAUAAGGAUGUCAUAGAAAGUGUACAGGAGAAUGUGAAGGAAAAUGUUUCUUCUACCCUUUCUCGAAACAAUUCAGACGAUUCUGAUCGAAAUAUAAGUAUCGACACAAAUUCGAAUUCCCAAUGUGACAAAGAAGAUAACGUAUUCCAUGCGUAUAGAAGUAAAUCUCUUGAUUCUUAUUUUUUAAAUGAACAGAAAUAUUGCACACAUAGGUAUAAAAAAAACAACAGUAUGAUGAAGUAUUCAUUUAAAACAAUUGGAAAAACUUAUCAAAACUUAACUGGUUUGGUUGAACAAAAUGACGAGGAAAAUUAUGAAUACAAAUUUGGAAGGAAAAAAAGAAUUUCAGGAUAUUUAAGCGAUGGAAAUGAACAUGAAUCGAGCUACAUUUCUAUAAGUGAUAGUAGCGAAAGUCAUAACAAUAAAAAGAAAAAUUUAAGUACUGAUGUGAUAGAAGAAAAUUCUAAAGAAUGUAAAAAUGAAAAUAAUAUUGAAGAGGAAAAGUUAGUAUAUAUGAUAUAUCUUGAUUCUUUAUUUCCAUCAACUAAAGGAAAUGCAAUUUUAGAAAAGUUAAAGAAAUAUAUAGAACAUUUAUUUCAUCGUGAUUAUGUAAAAAAAGAAAAACGAAAAAAAAAAAAUAAUAAUAAUAUAUUAUCAAAUUCUGGAGAAAAUAGUGAUUCUUCCUCUGACACAUAUCAUAGUGAUAGAAGUGGGAAUGAAUGUAGUGAACCAAAAAUAUAUUUUAAAUUUGUAUAUCCAAAUAUAAUACCAAAACAAAAUAAUACUUAUGAUUGUGGUAUAUAUAUUAUUUAUUUUAUUUUACAUUUAUGUUUAAAUGUGCAUUUAAUUGAGACUGAUUUGAUUAAACCUUUUAAUAAAUAUAUUAAAAAUAAAUAUCCCGAUAAUAAAUAUAAUUUCAACUGGUCUCAACAAAAUGCUACUAAAAACCCUUAUGCUCGGAUCUAUUCAAAUAAUUCAUCUCCCUGGUUUGAUCAGAAAGACAUAUGCACAAAGAGAAAGCAAAUGAAAAAGAUGCUUCUAUACAUGAAAGAUGUCAUAAAUUGGAAAUCAGAAAAGCAUAUAGAAAUUUUAAAUUUGUUAUUUUUAAUGAAUCACAAUGAUAAAUAUCAAAGGAAUUAA
Messenger RNA from Plasmodium vinckei vinckei, 4020 nucleotides. Its product is annotated as sentrin-specific protease 2, putative. The record is from RefSeq and is a predicted model, not a curated record. Bases 1 to 4020 code for a protein of 1339 amino acids. Lineage: Eukaryota; Apicomplexa; Aconoidasida; Haemosporida; Plasmodiidae. Gene Ontology annotation, biological process: proteolysis. Gene Ontology annotation, molecular function: cysteine-type peptidase activity. The transcript has 3 exons.